This is a messenger RNA of Sphaerulina musiva SO2202, 1335 nucleotides long. RefSeq names its product fumble. Gene Ontology annotation, cellular component: cytosol; nucleus. The coding region runs from base 1 to 1335 and encodes 444 amino acids. The transcript has 2 exons. Gene Ontology annotation, biological process: coenzyme A biosynthetic process. The record is from RefSeq and is a predicted model, not a curated record. Lineage: Eukaryota; Fungi; Ascomycota; Dothideomycetes; Mycosphaerellales; Mycosphaerellaceae. Gene Ontology annotation, molecular function: pantothenate kinase activity; ATP binding.
AUGCAGCACGCUAUAGCGCAGCCUGGAAGCAUCAAGAUCAACGUCACUGGCGCUUCGAUUAUCGAUCACGAGGAUGAAGACUCUUCGCCCGACAGGUCGCCCACUUCAAGUCACGCAGACCACUCUGAAUCGGAUGGAGAGCUCUCUUAUCAGCACCACAAGCGUGACAUACGAUUACCAAACCAUACAGCAGUCGUCUCACAUGUUGCAGCAGAUAUUGGCGGUAGUUUAGCCAAAGUGGUCUACUUCACACGCGAGAAUGAACAUGAAUCCACUUCUGGUGGCCGAUUGUCCUUUCUCUCAUUCGAGACGGAGAAGAUAGAUGACUGCAUCGACUAUCUCCGAACUCUACAGACGAAGCAUCAACGAGCCAAUGGAAUGGACAACUCAACAAAGCUCAGUAUCAUGGCAACCGGUGGCGGCGCGUACAAGUUCUAUGACAAGAUUCGAUCGACUCUGGGCGUUGAAGUGGAGCGUGAAGAUGAAAUGGAAUGUCUGAUCAAAGGAUUAGACUUUUUCAUCACGCAAAUCCCGAACGAGGUGUUUACUUAUGACGAUACGAGCGAAGGAGGACCCAUGCACUUCCAGGAACCCAAAAGCGAUGUCUACCCAUAUCUGCUUGUCAACAUUGGAAGUGGGGUGAGCAUGAUCAAAGUCUCUGGUCCUUCCGAGUACCAACGUAUUGGUGGUACGUCACUGGGUGGUGGAACGCUUUGGGGUCUUCUGUCUCUUCUCACUGGCGCAAGAAACUUUGACGACAUGCUUGACAUGGCCGAUAAGGGUGACAACGGAGCUGUUGACCUGCUCGUCGGUGACAUAUACGGCGAGGGCAUGGGUUACGAGAAGAUUGGUUUAUCUGAAAAGACAAUUGCAUCGUCUUUCGGCAAGGUCUUGAAGCGGAAAAGAGAAGCGGAAAGGCUAGCAGAGGAUGGCAAUGGUUGCAGUAACGAGAAGCUGACGAGACCGAAGCUGAAAACGGAGAAUGGCGUCCGUGAUGACAGUGUAGGGAGCGGUCUCAUAGGUGAUGGAAGGAUGUUCAAGCCUGAAGACAUCAGUAGAAGUCUGCUGUAUGCGAUCAGUAACAACAUCGGACAAAUUGCCUUCCUCCAAUCAGAGCGACACGACCUGAAGCGCAUAUACUUUGGAGGAUCUUUCAUCAGAGGCCAUCAACAGACAAUACACACUCUAUCAUUCGCGAUCAAUUUCUGGAGCAAAGGGAGCAAGCAAGCGUUCUUUUUGCGGCAUGAAGGUUACCUUGGAGCUGUUGGCGCCUUUGUAAAGAGAAGACCUGCGAAUUGGGGUCGAAGUAGAAGUGUCGAACCAAAUGGCGAAUGA